AUGACGCCGCUCGGCACAUGCGAGGAUGGGGGCGACCACGUGAGAAGCGGUAACUGUGGAGGAAGCGGCGACUGUGUGGGAAGCGGUAACUCGGUAGGAAGCGCCAACUGGGUAGGAAGCGAAAACUGCUUGAGAAACAUAUUCCAAUGCACAGACAAGAAAAUAAAAAUCUUCAAAACAUACCUGAAGAAAAAGCUGAAGGUGGAGUCAUACACACUGGGGGAAUACUCACUCAAGCAUGACGAAAAAUUCCGGAGGAUAUUCUUCGCGAAUAUUUUAAAAGAACAUGUCAUUGCAAAGAGAAAGAAAGACAAACUGUUCAUCCUAAAAGAAGUAAUCAUGGAUAAAACAUUUUUCGAAGAAAAUUUUUACUAUCAAUAUUUUUUACAAAAUGUUUUACUGCUAGAAGACUUAACUUUAAAAAGGCUGGAGGGGAAUCACCAUGGGGAUUUUUUUUUCAAAGAGAAAAAAAAUGAUAUACUUAAUUGGAAACAGGGUUAUAGUCAUGUAAAAAAAAAAUUAAAUGAGAAGGGAAUUGAUCAGAAAAGUAAAAUUUACAAAAACUCCGUACUGUUGUUUAACUCCACCAAGUUUUCCUACGAAGAUAAAAAUUGUUGUGACUAUUUUUAUAGCUUAAAAGUUUGGGACAUUUUCUUUAAUUAUGUUUCUUUCGAUUUUUUAAAUUAUCUCCUGUCGAAUACUCUUAUUUUCAUAUCUGACUUUUUUUUUAUUAACCUGAGUCAGAAGCUGCCUGUGCAGAAUUCCUUCCUUGUCCUAGUUAGCCACGUUGACCUCAAGUAUGAAGACAACAAAGAGGUCCAAGACACGAUAUUUUCCAAGAAGAAGAAGCUCGCAUAUAACACCAAACAGGUGAAGAUCCUUUACCAGAGGGACCAGCCUAGACGACCCCCUGAAAGAGCCCUUCUCAGCGAGCCGACCGACAAAGUGGUGAAUUUCCACUCAAAUGGGAACCCCCCCCAAGGGACGCCUUUCCCAUUGCAUAUAAAUGAUACUCCAAAAAAAAGGGACUUACACAGAGAAGAUGACCAACUAGAGGGAGACCCCAAAGAGAAAUUCCAAUCUGUUAGUAAACCCGAUUGUGCAAAAGGUGCAAACAAAAGGAAGAUAGACCAAUGGGGUAGCGAAGAAGAAGUUACAGCAGGUAGGAAGUGCAAGAAGAAGAAGAAAACGACUACAUGCGAUACUUCAAAGGAGGGAAAACAAAUAGACCACUUAAAAUAUGCAGUGAAAAAUAAGGAGGCGCAAAGAGAGGGAGCCAGCUGUGCAGAUGAUACACAUACUGAUGGCCAACAAUAUAAAUACUUAUUCAAAAAGAAAAAACAAACAGUGAGGAGGAACGAUGUUAACUCUUACGUUAAUCAUCUUUACCUAGUCCAGUGCAGUGGGAGAAUUAUCAAAAAUGAGUUUCUCAAGGAGAUGAAGGAGAUACAGAAGGAGAACGAGCAGGCGGAAGAGGUCCAGGGAGCUCACAUCGAAGAUUUGGAAAACGGGAUAGAAGCAGAAAAUGGAGAGGAGGAAGAACCUCAGAGAAAGGUACUCCCACAGAUAAGCUUUUUUUCUGAUGGAAAACCGGAAAUGGGGCCAGGGGAGCCGCUCAGCAGCUGGAAGUGCAAAGCACCACAGGAGGAGAAGAAAAAGUGGAGCAAAAUAAUCAUCAAUCGAAAUAACAUCCUGCAACACAACACAACAAACAAGUACAAAAAUUUCCUCCUAAAUAAAACCAUCCUUUUCGACAAAAUUGAAAAUAUCCCCCUGUUCACAUACCAUUUGCUGAAUUAUAUUUUCAAAUCAGAUCAAAAAUAUUUUUUCCAUAACAACUUCAUAGAUGAAUAUAAGCAUAAAAUUUCCAAGCAGAUAAAAUGCAACACGAAAAAAAAUGACAUAUCAUUCCUUUUGCUAAGGAAGGAAAAUACUACACCAUCGAAUGUGUCACUGUGUAGUAGAAGUAAAGACAAACGAAAUAACGUGUCCGCUCGUUUGAAAAAAACGAAGAUACUCAAAUAUGUGUACUGCCAUUUUGAACAAUUCAUAAAAAAUACCAGGUAUGCAAAUUUCGAUAAAAUGUAUAGACAAUAUUUUCCAAAAAAUAAAAUGAAAAAUAAAAUUGGAAAAAUUUUUAAAACAAUUAAAUCACGAAUUAUUGAUAAAUAUAAAAUUGUCUUCAUAAAAAAUGUCAAAAAAUUUGUCCUACUUAAUUAUAAAGAAAAUUUUACCAUGGACCAAAUGAUGAAGCACGUUAGGGUUAAAAAUGUCUUCCAAAAGAGGGUCUCCCAUAGGGGCGAGAACAGGCAUGUGAAAAAGAACGUCCAAGUAGAUGCGCUGGAGGGGAGUGCAACCCAGCUGGUAACCCCCACACUUCCCAAUCCGUGUUCUACCGAAACGCGUCAUCAAGAAGAUAAGGCGUGGAAGCCAAAGAGGAGCAGAAGCAGCAGGAGGAGGAAGCAAAUGCGGUUCUUCGACCCGGAGAAAGACACGUCCCUAUUUGAAACCCUUAGGAGAAAAUAUUUGAAGAAAAAAAAAAUUAACAUAGCUAUUUUGAAGAGGCAUUUCCUAAACAGACUCAUUUAUUUCCUAUUCAACUAUUUCAUCAUGCCAGUGAUUAGGAAAUAUUUUUUCCUCACCAAGUCGGAGCACACUAUUUAUAAAACUAUUUUUUUUGAUAGAAAAUUGUGGAACUAUUUCACCAAGGUUUCUAACUUUUGUUUGUAUCACCAGAAUUUCCGUGGUAAGAAGUUGAAGCGGAAGGAGGAGUCGGCAGGGAAAGGACGCACACGCGGUGGGGAGCUCAAGAGGAGGAAACUCCAAAAGGGCUAUACGACAUCCAAUGGGAGACAACUCGAAAACAUCAGCGCACGAAAAGGGGUAACCAAACAGGCAGGUAUAUGGACCUCCCCCCGUGUGCUCCAAAUCAGGGGGAGACAAAUCCAAAAGGGGAAGGAGCGCCUACCCGCACUGCCAAAUGGGGGAGAAAAAAAAAGAGAAAAGCGCCAAAGUGCCCUAAUACGAAGCGGCAAAAAAAAGGAAGGCUUCCAAUGUGGAAAGAACAAACGAAGGGGGAGGUCCACCUCAAGCGAACCAAACAAACGAAUCGAAGAUCUAUACCAAAUGACCAUUCUGAGUAAAAAAACCGUUAGACCGUAUUUAACCAAGUUCUAUUACAAAGUGAAGAAGAAGUACUUCUCCCUCAGGAAAAGGUACCUCCUGCAUGGAACGAAGAUGAUCCCUCUGCGGGACAAACAAUUUGCACAGUAUAUACAUUUUGCAGACCAGAAGGGACACCUGUUCAGGUUUAUUUGCAAGCGAUUUUUUAAGAAAACGAAAAGGAAUUACGUUAAGCGGUUUUACAGAUUGGUCAAGCGGGUUAAGAGAAGGAUGAUGGGAAUAAAACGCGUCGGCGAGGGGGGGGCAAAACAAAGGAGAGACGACAAAACAGCCGCGCCUUGUGAGAAGAAUGAUCGGAUCAGAUGCACCAAAGUGAAGACGCCUGAAAGCGCAGUGAUAUCCUGGGGCACCACCCCGCGGAGGAAACCCCCCGAGAAGAAGAGGACGAACGGGAUGGAGAGGCCGGAUAGGACGGAGAAGGCGAAAAGGACGGAUAGGACGGAUAGGACCGAGAAGGCGAACAAAGCGAAGGCGAAAAAAAUUCACAUACACAAAAUAAAAAGCAUGAUAGAGAAGCGCAAUUUUUUACUCAAGCUGAAUUCAAUAAAUCGCUUUUUUUCGAAAAAGUUAAGAAUAAAUUGGGUGCCGAAAAAAAAAGGGCUAAGGCCGCUAAUAAAUCUGUCUACGCUGAACAUCCCGGAAAGUGUAAAAAAUCGAAUCAGGGAAAUUUUAAAAAAUAAAAAAAGCAGCGAGUUUUACUUCCACAACAUAUUGAAUAACAUGGAAAGAGAUAGCAAAGAAAAAAAAUCCAGGAAAAAAAAAUACAACAGAAAGAACUUCAACCCUGUGUCCUUAAAUCAUAUAUGUAAUUUCUCUUUAAAAUGUCUGGGAAAUGUGAGAAAUAAUAACAGCGAUUUAUUUCAAAACACGCUAACUAAGACAAACGAAACGGAGUUGAAGCUGAAGAAGUGGCUGGAUUAUUUGAAGAACUGGUUUUAUCGGAAAAAAAAAAUAAAAAAUAUAUAAAUGAACAACUCCCUCCUAACCUAUUACCCUGUUAACGUCCAAGAAUUUGGCAUACACUGCAUUAAAAAUUUGAGAGAGCUCAUUGUAAAAUCUAACUCGAAUAAAUCACACAGCUUCCUCCUGAGACAAUUCUUUAAAAAUACUUCUUGCACCGACUUGUAUAUUUUUUCAGAUUCCUACAAAAGUGUGCAGGUAGAAAUGAGAGACAUUUUCAUGACCAUCAUCACUAUCGUUAGGUACUACUACUUAAAUAUUUAUUUCAGCAUCAAGGAAAUAAAAAUGAAGUGGAAAAAUAUUUUCUACUUUCAGCUUUUUCAGCAUGAGAAAAGGGAAGACAUUUAUCGCAGCUUGCGCAGUAGGAGGAAGUUGGAUCAGUUGCGGCGGGGGGGGGGGGGGGGGGAAGCGAUAGGGGAGAAAGUGGUGCGGGAGGAAGUGGUGCGGGAGGAAGUGGUGAAGAAGGCAGCGGUGGAGAAGGUCGCGGUGGAGAAGGCCGCGAUGGAGCAGGGGGGUGUUAUGGAGAACCCCUCUGAGGACGCCACACAAGAAGUGGGCAGCACUCCGCAAAGGGGGCCUUGCCUACCAGACAGCCGAACCGCAAAUAGGGCGAACUCGCUCGAAUUGAGGCAUCUUGCGCUAAGCACCGCCAUCACCACGAGUGCUGCCGAACGUGACGAUGGUGAAGCUGGUGAAGGUGGUCAAGGCGGUGAAGACUGUGAAGGUGGUGAAGACUGUGUAGAUGGCAAAGAUGGCAAAGAUGAGAGGGGGAGCCCCACUAAGUCACCGAGGCAGAACAAAGACCAACUGGUGGGUCGCAGGCCAGGGGAGAGUGGCAGCGAAAUGGCAGCGUUGACAAAAGGGGAAGGGGCAAGCAUAACUUGUUCAGAAAGGACCGCUCCAAAUUGCGUCGAUAGGAGAGUGGCCAAUCUCCCCGAUAGGAGCGCCGCCAACUUCCCCGAUAGGAACGCCGCCAAUCUCCCCGAUAGGAGCGCCGUCAAUCCCCCCGAUAGGAGCGCCGCCAAUCUCGCUGAUAGGAGCGCCGCCAAUCUCGCUGAUAGGAACCCCCGAGGAGAGGCAGAAAAAAACGUCCGAACGUACGCAGAAAAAAAUUUCCUCACAUUUCAAGACAAAAAAAUCAUCAGCGAUAUUUGUGGACUACCACAAGGAUUCAGUUUAUCCAACAUUUUGUGUUCCCUGUACUAUGCCUAUCUGGACCGAAAUGAAGAUUUUCAAAACAUUCUCUAUUCGGAUAAAGAUCAAGCCACCACCUCUCAUGAACAAAAAAAGAAGACAAACGGGGUGAAUUACCAAAAUUUGAAUUCUCUGCUAAUCAGAUUUAUCGAUGAUUUUCUUUUUAUAACUGUUAAUAAGAGAAAUAUGAAGAGAUUUAAAAAACUUUUGCUGACUAGGAAAAUUUGGGGGGGGAAUAUAAAUUCGUCCAAGACAAAAAUUUUCAAGCUUCCCCUUAUUUAUAGGAGUAAUUUAUUUUUGGAGAAUAUCUGGAGAGCGAGAGUGGUAUCCCUGGGAAAGAGGUGCCUUAGAGAGGGGGAGAAGCGCCCAACUUUGUCGAAGCAACUGUACGCAUCGGGGCAUCCGCCUGUGCUGAGCACUGAAUGCGCUUCGCCGGACCCGUACCUGAUCACCCCAAAGGGGAAAAGCGGGACCCCUUCCAGCAGCACUGUGAGCAGCGAGGUAAGCGGCGCGAAACGGAGGAAGAAGCCAAUCCAUGAGCUCAGCGCGAAAGGGAAGAGGAAGCCAAUCCAUGAGCUCAGCGCGAAAGGGAGGAGGAAGCCAAUCCAUGAGCUCAGCGCGAAAGGGAGGAAGAAGCCAAUCCAUGAGCUCAGCGAGACAAUUCCAAGCGCCCCCCUGAGUGAUAACUUGGCAAGUCACACAAAAUGUAGCACCUCCAGUGGCGAACUCCAAAUGAGGGAUACCUCACGAAAGGGGACUGUCAAAAUGGGGAAGAAAAAAGGGGGGGGAAAGCUAACCGAAGCGCAAACUAGUAAACUAAUGAAGGAGCUGCUCGAAAAAAGGAAAAGGCUAACAGGAAGAUCAUCUUUUAGAGGGAGGCAAAAAAUUAAGAAGUACCUGAAGCGGUUGAGGCGGUUGAAGCGGUUGAUGCGGUUGAAGCGGUUGAUGCGGAUGUCACUGAUGCCGAUCGAAUGGCUAAACAAUUCAUACACAUUUGACUUCAUCAACAACUGCGUGCACAGCAUAUCGUGCCAAUGGAAAAACAAACAAGACGCAACAAUUAGGAACCAUCUACACCUAAACAAUGUCAUCGUAGAAAAAAACUGCUCAAUAAAUUACAUGAAAUUUUUGGUGGAAAAUAGAAUCAUGAGAAAUGUCAUAUCUAAGAUGAAAAAAAAUAAAAUGAUCUACAGAAAUAAACAGAAUACCUACUUUGCUUACAAAAAUAAUUUCAUUCUCCUAAAAAGCUCCAUCUUAAAAUUUGUUUGUUCUAUUAAAACGUUGAAGAAAAUGUUUAGUGCUUUUUACAACGAUUGUUACUAUACGAGAUUUGUGUUUCAUUUAAUUUCAUAUUUGAGAAAGUCACUUAUAAAAAAUAGGAAGAUUAAAUUUGUCAAACUUUUUUUGGUCGAUACUGCUAUGGAGGCAUUACGGUACGCUCGGGUAUUCAAUGCCAGCAGCCCGCUUUUCCCAUGUCUUAGACGUCUGAGAACUGUCAGGAGGAGGCUCAUUAAUCGGUACAAACGGGGCAAUAAACGGAGGAACACGAAAAACCAUUUGGUUCAAUACUAUGGUCUGUUUGGUCUCCUCCGGGAGGAACUGCGCAGCACGUGGCCUUACAUGUUUAAAAUUCGGGACGACGCUUCGCCCGUCCACCCACCGCGGUGA
Plasmodium cynomolgi strain B is the source of this 7005-nucleotide messenger RNA. RefSeq names its product telomerase reverse transcriptase. Lineage: Eukaryota; Apicomplexa; Aconoidasida; Haemosporida; Plasmodiidae. Bases 1 to 4149 code for a protein of 1382 amino acids. Gene Ontology annotation, biological process: telomere maintenance via telomerase. Gene Ontology annotation, molecular function: telomeric repeat DNA binding; telomerase RNA binding. The transcript is spliced from 4 exons. Gene Ontology annotation, cellular component: telomerase catalytic core complex. The record is from RefSeq and is a predicted model, not a curated record.